GUCUGUAGUCAGUCUAGAUUGAAACGGCAGAGCGAAAUUUUACGGACAUUUCUAACCAACAGAUUUGUUUCAACGUUGGCAGGUUGAAACUAAGGCGGACGUCUGGGAUCUCUAGAUUUGGAGUUGUUAUAAAACUGAAAUCUCCAGGUUCGAGAUGCGUCGAGUCUUGAUAAAACAAAAAGCUCAAAAAGCUGUGCUUCUAUUCGCACUUUUUGUUUUAACCCUCUUUGCCUUCAGUUUUGAAUGGCUACCGAUAUUGAAUUCUAUCCAGCCAAGUUUCACACAAAACCAAUUUCUCGCCCAUGGUGAUUUGGAUAUUUUUUACGUCCAGGCCUCUGUCCCUGAGUUCUGGAGUGAUCACCCUUUAGACAUUUAUGAAGCUUUCGCCCAACAUUCCUUCAAGACUCUGGACACAUGUAACAACGUUUGUCCUCGUGGUGCACCAGUGUGCACAGCUAAAACAAACCAAGAGUUUAGAGACCUCAUACAGGAAGAUUUGAUACAACAAAAGCCUUUUCUCGACAGAGGGCAGUAUGUUUACAGCUGGGUGAAAAAUUAUUUGAGUUACCCGCCCCUGAUUGACACCAAGACGCUGCCUAGUCUGACGUUGUCAAGGAUGACGGUGAAGAACGUCACACAGGGCGUGGUGACGUGUCACAUGUUCGAGACGAUACAGGGUCGGCUGGAUGUCGUGAAUGGAUACGGACGUCAAAGAACUAAGGGAGACGAUGUAGUCAGGGUUUGGAUGAAGGGAGAUAACAGCACAAAGGGUGAUAAUAGCACAGACUAUGCAUCUGUUGGUGACGUCUUAGAUCUGGGCAAUGGAAGCUAUCUGUUUUCAUUCAAGUGUUUAUGGCCUGGAUUUUCCUCUGUUUCUCAUUCCAUAUCUUAA
This is a messenger RNA of Physella acuta, 892 nucleotides long. RefSeq lists its product as uncharacterized. Lineage: Eukaryota; Metazoa; Mollusca; Gastropoda; Physidae. The record is from RefSeq and is a predicted model, not a curated record.